This is a messenger RNA of Cuscuta epithymum, 801 nucleotides long. The record is from the annotation of a GenBank genome assembly. NCBI's taxonomy places the organism in Eukaryota, Viridiplantae, Streptophyta, Magnoliopsida, Solanales, Convolvulaceae.
AGUUGAUGCUGACAGGUAAAGAAAUAAAUCCUGUGAAGAUGUAUGGCAAAUACCAUCCAAAGAAAAAUAAGAAUGGAGAGCUUAUUGUUUGUGACUCACAAGCUGCAGAAAUGGAAGCUGUGGAUAAAUUGUGUGAUGAUUUUGGAGAUGAUGUCGAAGAACAAUCUCAAUCUUCUGAUCAAGAGGAAACCGCAAGGACAUCCAAUGUUAAAUCUUCUCAAUUGCAUGCCAAGUACCUAGAAGUUGUCGGUUGCAAAAAGAGAAAAGUGCGUGGAACGGGAAGCUAUUCAAAGGCAUUUCUUCAUCAUGUGAAGAAUUUAAGUGCAAAACAAUCAUGUUCAAAAGCUCGUCGGAUGCAUCACUUUUGCGUCACUUGGGACACACACUUGAGGAAAUGGUUGACUUCACAUGGUGAUGAGUGUCCCCCGGAAAUGCCACUUGUUGAUGAUGAUUUGCAAGAUGAGGAUCCUGAUUCACAGCCCAAGACAUUUGAAGAAAUAUGGCUUCCAUUUCUGAAAUCAAGAGGAAUUGAUCUUCCAAAUUGUUUCCCAAUACUUGAGUCUUCUAAAGAUGCUCCAGAAGACUGCCCAGACUCUAUGGAUGAAUCAUAGUCUCUUUAGAACAUUGACAACUAGUAAUUUUGAUUUUUGUUUAUGUAUGAUGAUCUGGAUUAUUUAAAUGAACCUGAGGUCAUGAAUAUUUUUGGUUACUAGCUACGUUUAUAUGAAAUUAAUUAAGGUUUGUAUUGGAUAUAUUUUGAUUGUUGCAUACUAAUAUAAAUUUCAAAUUUUGGCAUCAUCU